AAAAAACCUUUUCCUUUUGAAACCCUUGGUUAUAUUAGUUAUUCUGUGAAAGAAAGGUCAUGUUUUAUGUACCGAAUGGUACCCCAAGUGCCGGAAGCAGUGACAGUGGGGAUGGCGGACUUCCCAGCACUUCCAAAAACCUCGCUGGAUUGUUGGACGAACAACGAAAAAAAGGCAUCGGUGCUGCUGUACUCACCAUUACAGGUAAAAUAGCCAAAUUCCUACCAUGAACUUGUUUUUAGAACAAUAGAGACGAGCAAAAAAUAGCUUAUUGCGAGUUCUAUUGUCGUUUUAUGCCCGCUUCUUUUUGGUCUUAAGAGCAUGCAUGUACAAUAGCCAAAAUUGUGAGCUUAUGUAACCUUAAUGAGUUUUAAUUAAAUGUUCUCUUUCGCUUUACUGAAUUCGUGGCGAAAUUCCAGCUGAGAACUGUUGUUCCAACGUUUACAGUUCUGGUGGUUAUCUUAAAAUUACCAUAAUGCGGAAUGGAACGUUCUAUCUUUUGAAGGUGGUGUUGUUGAAUAAUGGCAUUUGCCUUUCUGAUAGCAACCACCUCUGUUUUGGUUAUAAAUUGGAAAAUCGUAAAAAGUAAAGUUAUAAUAAUACUGUGCGAACAAACAUGAUGUAACUUUAAAGGUUAAAUUUGCAUAGAAGCUCAUUUAUCUUAAAAAAUAUUUCAAAAAAUAAUUGUUCCAUAAAAUAUUGUUCCAUAACAUUGCAUAAAUGAGCCAAAUAUUGUUCUUACCAAGAAGUUAUAAAUAAAUUACGUUGAAAGAGCACAAUAUGGGUGACCAUGUGCUUCGUACAAAUUAUACAGGCCUCAGUUGUUCAAAGGUUGGUUAACACUAUCCACCGGAUAAAUUUCCAUCCAGUGGAUAAUGCAAUAAGGUUUUCCUAAUACUUAUCCCCUGGAUAGGGCUAUCCAAAGUCCAGGUCUAUUAUAAGCUGGAAGUCCCGUGUCAAUACUCGAGCCAUUUGCAUUAAGGUCAUCACUUGAAAGUAUGACAUUGCGUGACCAUUCAGCUAAUAAUGAGUGCAAGACAGUAGACUUGUUUUCAAGGCUUUUUUUUGUGGGAUAGAUAUUUUGUGCAAAUUCUUUUUGGCUAGAGUUUGUUAACAGCCCUUUUGGAGAUGGAAAAAAAUGUAAAAAAAUAUUAUUUUUGCUGGGAAAAAAUACAUUUAGAGGGAUUUACAGGUUUGCUCUAGGAACUUUUUUAGGUGAUGCUGUUAGCUUGAAGGUCUUCUUUCGGUUUAAGAAUUGUGCUUCAAAUUUCUGCUGAAGCACAUGGCCGCAUAUAUUUGAAAUGGUUUUUCUUUGUAACAGUUGUUGAGGGGAGAAAUCUUCCUGUAAUGGACCCUACUGGCAAAUCAGAUCCAUACUGUAUAGUUAUUGUUGGUAAUCAAGAGCAGCGGACAUCUGUACGGUAUAGCACGGUCAACCCAACUUGGCAUGAGACUUUACAAUUUGACAUGAGUGGCAUACCACAGCUGAUGCAGAAUGAACCAGGUGAGAAGAUGACUCUGAUUUACCUACAGCUGUAUAAUCAAUUCAGCCAUGAAUUUUGAGGGAAUACCUUGAUAGCUUUAAAAAAAAUUUGAGUUGUACACAACAACAAACUACUCCUGCAUGUUGCAUUUUGUAAUGUCACACAGGGCUGUCAUUACGUUUUUAAGCAGCUGUAGCAAAUGAAAAUUUUUUCAAAAUUGAUUGAUUACCCAACUUUAAACAUAUAAUAUGUCACAAGUCAAAUUUGAUUUCUGAUUAAGAUUUUUUAACCUUGGUUGAUUCUCAAUUUCUUUUGUCUUCUGGGACUAGGAGAAUCAAGAGUCAGUCUAGGUUAAGGUGACUCAACCCAGUUUUUUUGGGGGGGUACCAUCCUACUUUGAAGCUCUCUGGUAUCCCCACCUUUACUUUUAUCGUAAGCCUAACACAUAUAAUGGAUAACAUAUAGAUCAAUCUACAAUAUAACAUAAAAUUUUUGGCGAUCGGAGUAAAUGUCACAUGGUUAUAAUGCCGCGCCCCUUUGAGGUCUGAGUCAAAAAUCUCCUGUUGCCGGCAUUUUUUCGUAAAAAUCUCUCGGCUACACAUAGUGUGCAUUAGUGCCUUGCGCUGAACAGAGUUUCACCAAAAUCGCAAAGACCCAAUUCGAGAAAUUCAGCGGUUUCCAAAUUUAGGUCAUAAUUUAUGCGAAAAUGAUAAGCAAACUUUACACGGAUUAUAUCUAAUAAACUAUGAGAUUCAUCUCUUUAUUUUGGGCAUCGUUAUAACAGAUGGGUCCUUGCAAGUCAGCAAAACGCUUUAGGGCCUUGUAAAUGCGCGCGAUUUCGAGCAAAGCAAACAUAUAGAAAUUAUAGUUUUCGCUAUUUGUUGACGUUUGUCAGCGUUUAAGAGUCCUUCUCACGAAAAAAGCAUUUUCUUAAAAAUUCGUAGUUUUUUUUCCUUCAAAUUUUUUCAGGGCCACAAUUGAUUAACUAACUACCCGGACUCUGAAUUUCAUGGUCAUUGAAAAACUGUGACAUUAUCUUCUAUAAGCCCAAACUUGAGUAAACAUUGAAGAUUUUUAGCGUUUUGGCUGAGUUUGUGCUUUGGGAGUUGUCUAUUGUUUCUAGUCUGUCAUUAUACAGCAUUCUUGUUCAGCACGCGUGCAAUGACCGCGCUUGGCUGACUUCCGAAUGCUCACCGAGAUAUAAUAAUUUUGGUACAGUGAGACAGGCCAUCGCGUGAUACAUAGAGGUUUAAGUCACAAUUUUUAAUCAAUUCUCGUGCUUCUUGUGCCUUUGCAAAAAAAUCAAGAAGUGCUACACACUAAAUCUACUUACUAUUAAAAAAAUAUCAUUUUUUCAUAGGUUUAAUGCAAGCCAAUAAUUAAACCAACUCGUGACGGGAAUAUCUCGGUGAGCAUUCGGAAGUCAGCCAAGCGUGGUCAUUGCACGCGUGCUGAACAAGAAUGCUGUAUAAUGACAGACUAGAAACAAUAGACAACUCCCAAAGCACAAACUCAGCCAAAACGCUAAAAAUCUUCAAUGUUUACUCAAGUUUGGGCUUAUAGAAGAUAAUGUCACAGUUUUUCAAUGACCAUGAAAUUCAGAGUCCGGGUAGUUAGUUAAUCAAUUGUGGCCCUGAAAAAAUUUGAAGGAAAAAAAACUACGAAUUUUUAAGAAAAUGCUUUUUUCGUGAGAAGGACUCUUAAACGCUGACAAACGUCAACAAAUAGCGAAAACUAUAAUUUCUAUAUGUUUGCUUUGCUCGAAAUCGCGCGCAUUUACAAGGCCCUAAAGCGUUUUGCUGACUUGCAAGGACCCAUCUGUUAUAACGAUGCCCAAAAUAAAGAGAUGAAUCUCAUAGUUUAUUAGAUAUAAUCCGUGUAAAGUUUGCUUAUCAUUUUCGCAUAAAUUAUGACCUAAAUUUGGAAACCGCUGAAUUUCUCGAAUUGGGUCUUUGCGAUUUUGGUGAAACUCUGUUCAGCGCAAGGCACUAAUGCGCACUAUGUGUAGCCGAGAGAUUUUCAUGAAAAAAUGCCGGCAACAGCAGAUUUUCGACUCAGACCUCAAAGGGGUGUGGCAUUAUAACCACAUGACAUUUACUCCGAUCGCCAAAAAUUUUAUGUUAUAUUGUAGAUUGAUCUAUAUGUUAUCCAUUCUAUGUGUUAGACUUACGAUAAAAGUAAAGGUGGGGAUACCAGAGAGCUUCGAAGUAGGAUGGUACCCCCCCAAAAAAACUGGGUUGAGUCACCUUAAAUCAAAAUUAACCUGAAAUCAAAUUUGACCAGUAACAUAUAGAUAAUCUAUGGCUCUUAUGUUUGGAAUGAUGAGUGCAUUCCUUUGGGAUGAUCCGGAUCACAAUCAGCGAUCCGAGAUCACUUGGAUCAUGGUAGAUCAAAUGAACCAAUGAAUCCUUGUCCAGAGUGGAUUCAUCAGUUCAUUUGAUCUACCAUGAUCCGACUGAUCUUGGAUCACUGAUCCUGAUCAGAAUCAUCUCAAAGGAACGCACCUAAUAUGUAAUGUUAGGGCUCUUUCCAAAAGUCAGAACUUUCAAGCUGGACCAUGACCAGACCAGUCAGUUUGACAAUUAAAUAGACUUGUUCCAAAACAUUUUGUUGAAAAACCAUGUCCUUCAAGCAACUAUUUAGGAUUUGACUGAUCUGGCUGGAUAAGUUUUGAUUAAAAGUGAAAUUCUUAUUAUGACAAGAAUAAUCUGGCCGGCAGUUCUGAUAAAUGGAAAGGGCCCUUGGUAUAUUACCCGAUAACAUUAUUAAUUUUGGACUUCUCCAUUGAUUUUUAGUUGAGAAUGCACUCUUUUGCUGCCUCCAACACUACAUACAGAUUGAUCUGUGGGAUUAUGAUACUCUCAACCGUGAUGAUUUCAUGGGGCGAAUUCAAAUUCCACUAGCAUUCUUAACAGAAGACACAACAGCUUGUUGGUAUCCUCUAGGAAGAAGCUCUGCUAAAGACAAUAUCUGUGGUGAAGUUUUCCUAGAGUUGACUUUGAAAGCUUCUCAGGUAUGAAUUAACAUUCUUUGAGUAGUAAUGGGUACAGUUACACUGAAAAUGAUAUUGAUGUUGAUAAGAAUAGUGAUAACGGCUGGUCAGUGGACAACGUCUGGCCAAGAUGACCAUUUGUCUGGACAGACUUUCGGUUUGCAGUCAUCUUGACCAGACAUGUUAAUAAGCAACCGAAAAAAAAAAAUUUUCACACCAGUACAUUUCAAGAGGACAAGCAUCUUUUUUAACUUGUGAAUGCCAAAAGGGCAUUUCACUAAGUUAUCGCUGUGGGGUUGAGAUAUGCAAAUGAAUCACUCACUCGACGUGGACUAUCUUCAGUUCCAAAAUCAAAAGAUUUAAUUGCUGCCCAAUAUGAAAAUUACAUAUCUUCGUUGUUACCAAAAUGUUGCGAAAGUGUUACCGAAGUGUACUUUGGGCAACUUUCAUGUAAGUGUGCAUUUAUGUGUGCUACCUUGUAAGAGAACUCUGGGAAUAAGGUUGUCGUGCAUCACAUUUGCUACGGAAACGUUAACACUACUCGCUGUUGAGCUAUCAGUUCAGAUGGCCGUGUACAGCCAUGCAGUAUAAACUUUACAUUGCACGCUACAAGUAUCUCGAUCAUAAGCACUGCUGGGGCGGCUUAAAUUUCCAGUAACAGAACAAAGGAAAAAUGUUGUCGAUAAAUUGCGCAAUUAAUGAGGCUUGGUAUUUAUUUUUAUGUACCCAAGUCAUCCUGGUGUGUCGAGCAGGCUCUGGUGAGUAUUAUGGACUUAUAGUCUGCACCAAAAAGUCGUCUUCAAAGGCAUUUCAUGCCGAAAGUCCGGCUAAUUAUGCUAAGGGAAACGUAAGCUCAUAUUCGAUAACAUUUUAGUUUUGAAAAUGUGAUCUGCGCCUUCUAACACUAACUUGUUUACUUAAACAGGUACUUCAAACUAACUGACUAGUCCAACAUAGCCCUCCAGUAUCAUUUAACCACCCAAAUAAUCAGUAGUCUUCAAAUGCAUUUGUAAAUAUAUAUUUUUAUUAAUCUACAGCUGUAUACGUGAGUAAAACAUUUAAACAAAUUUUAUUAUUAUUACAUUUUUAUCUUUAGCCUAUUCCAAGAUGGUGUGUUGAUUUUGAGCUUUACUCUAUCUGUAAGAAGAAGACAGGAUAUGAGAUUCCUGUUGCAUUUGGAGAUGCUGUAGCUGAUUUCCCAGGUAGGGCCAAGAGGCUGUGCCAGGCAAGAUUUUUUAGAAUCAAAAAUCACUCAACUCAGAUCUAGGGCUUAUGUGAGUUAUUUGAGUGAAAAUUAGUUCCACCCUCAAGCAUGUACACUGUAUUGAAUUUCACUGCUUUACGUUCACUGUCAUUUUUGUUUGCUCCCCCAUGUCUAUCUCGUUCUGCACGGCCCAUUUGUUCGAAGGCUGAUUAGCGCUAACGCGGGGUUAAAUUUUAAUCCGGGUUUCCAUUUCUUUUGUUCAAAAACAUUUUGUCGGUUCAUUGUUUCUAUUCUUUCAGAGUAUCCAAUCAUCAAAUUGUAAACAAAAAGAAUUAUACUGAAUUUGCUUUUUUAACUUUCAUAAUUAUCUGAAUUCAAAUGUCGCACUAACCCUGGGUUUACAACCUGGCCCAGGUGUGGAUAGUAGUAAAGUUCUGUAUUUCUUAGUAAAGUUAAAUAUUUAUAAUUUUUCCAGGUGAGGCAGAAAAAGUGGAAAUGGUUAUUGACGAUGUUGUCAUUGAAGUCAGUAAACACAGAGGCAUUGGAAGAAUGUAUCUCACAAAUUUUAGGUAAACUAAUGCUUUGCAGUGUUGAGAUUACCCAGAAAUUAAAAUUGAUUAUGAGAAACUGAUUCAAUUAAAACCCAAUUUUGAUGUUAUAAUUUUUUCUGUAGGCUUGUGAUUCUUUGUCACCUGUCUGGUCUCACUGCAGCUGGGUAUACAUAUGUGAGUAUUGAAAUAAUUUCAGUUAUUUAUAAUAAUAAUAUUGUAAGUAACUUAAAAAGAAGCAAUUUCUUUAAACUUUUGGCUGUAAAAAAAUUGUCAACAAAUUUUGCUUUUCCAUUUAUUACAUAAUCCUAAUGCUUCAGUUUAUAUAAAAUAGUCCAAAAAGUAGUUAUUCAUUGAUUUUUUGAAAAGGUCAUUACAAUAAACUUAACGUAUUAAUCAGGCCACUUCAAGUAUAAUCAUGCUACUCCAGUGGGCCUUAAAGCACCUCAGUCAUGCUCUAUAACAUUGUUUAGAAUCGGAGUUUUAAAACAUGUGUCAUGAAUGUUGCAUACAGUGCAUAUACCAUAGCACCUAAUGGAUUUUUUCUUGCAGGACAUGUCAAUGUCAGUAGCACUAAACAAUAUUCAGUCAGUGGAUAGAGGAGAAGACGAGAAAGUACUGUAUCAAAUGAUUUUGUUCAUACCUGCACUUUUAAAGCGCUAGUGUCAGAUCUCUUAGAUUAGUGGCUUGAGGUGUAGACUUAUUCCCGAUCCGACCACAUGAUUGUGUGACUGCUGCCUUGGCUGGGAGAUUGGGGCCAAGGAUCCAUGACUGUAUAACCACUUCUAGAGUAGAACCCUAGUAACUUGAACUCUGAAGGAAAACAAGAAACCGUUCGAGUUAUCAGGGUUGAUUGAAAAAAUUCAAUUUGCCUUGUUAAGAAUUGAUAGUUACUGAUUUUUCAGUACUUCAGUGUAUAGUGUAGUGCAAAUUUAACUUAUUUCAUCAGAAACGGUAACAUGAUUAGGCAUUUUCUUAAGAUAAAACGUAAUCUCUUCAUUGCACCUUUUACCCUUAUAUAAUAAGAAGGGCUAAUGGGGUGGCAUCUGAGUGGAGUUACAAGAACCAGAAAUUAAGUUAUCGUGGUAAAUUUGAUGAAGGGAAAGGAAAUUUAGUUCGAGUUAGCGGAGAAUUUGAGUUAUCCGAGUUCGAAAUAAGCGAGUAAAAAUGACUGAAAAGUGGGGUGAAAUCCAAGGGAAAUUGGACUUAGUUCGAGUUACCGGGGAGUUCGAGUUAUCUGAGUUGGAGUUAUCAGGGUUCAACUGUAUUUGAACCUUACAGUGUAUGCACAAUGACAUAUUGUGGCCUCAUUUCCUCAAAAGUGUUUGACCACAAAUUAAUGAGCCCCUACAUAGCCCCUUUAACGCUUAGAUUGUCAUAAGCAAAAAAAGGCCACUUUGGAGCUGCCAUCUUGGACCUUCUUUUUUAUUUUCUCCAUUGAGUGUGGCAUCAUUUUUGGAAAGGUUGUCUUCUUCCUGAAUACUUACAGUAACUAUUUAAAAACAGCCGCUAAUUCUAAUGAUCAAUUUCAACAUCAUGAUCUUGAUCUCUUGUGCUUAUCUAUAACAUUUUAAAUGUUUUUUUUUUUUGCGUUUUGCUUAUUAAGGUUGUAUCUAGAACUGUGAGUGGCAACGCUGGUUUCUCUGAUGUAAAGACACUGACUGUGCAAUGCUGGGACUUCCGAACAAUCCGUUUAAUAUUCAUGAACAAGCCUCAAUAUUUGAGCACCUUUUACAUGCCUCCUGAUCCCAACAGUAUGCAGUCCAGUCCAGAUUCACUUCUUGCCUCUUUGCAACCAAACAAUCAGGAGUAUCUGAAGCAAGCAAGUCUGCAGUCUGUUGGUUCUGAUGGGGAAGGACUUGAAGGUUUAAUUAAUCAAUUGGUUGAAGAUUUAAGUCUAGACUAGGGAAACCGGGAAUUGCCGCUCAAAAAUAUAAAAAAAUCAAAUUGAUUUUGUUUUGGCUGGACUACGCUAGUGACCUCAGUAGUUUCUGGAAAACAGCUACUCUAGGUUGGGGGAGGAGAACUUCGGGAGUUUAUUCUAGUAUAGGUUGGCAAAAUUCAACUGAACUAGCUUUGGUAUAAACUAAGUGUUCCAUGGUCCCAGUGGCACAUCCACACCCAAAAAUUCCUAAUGUACCUAGCACAUGUACGAAGCCUAGCAUAUGUUGCUGAUGGUUAUAUUACAUGGUGCUGUUGAUAUUGCAGACCCUUAUCAAAAAAUGUAAGUUAUGUUUCAAUGAAUCUCUGUCAAUGACCCCUAAAGUGCUUUCCUUAGUUUGGGGUGGUUAAUCUGUAGUUAGAGGUCAGAAUUUGGGGAUAACCUCUUGUGGAACCUUACAUAAUGGCUGUAGCCAGAGUACAUAUUUAUGGAAUAAUUUCACCUCCUAGGAAAACAGCUGCCAAACCAAAACUUAGAUGUUCCCCCCACAGAUGACUCAGCCGAAAAUGUCACUCACUCUAUCACACAUUCCAGCAGUCGUAGCAGUUUUCAGAUUUUGUCUCGCAGCAGCAGUAGCAGUAGCAGUGUGGCAGGUGUGAGCUCUCAUGAGUCAGAUGGACCCCUUCUUGUUCCCACUGGUACAUCAGGGGUACUAGGUGCUGGAAUACUGGCUGCAGCUUUCAGUGCUGUUUCUGGCUCGAUAAAUAGUGUUGCUGAGAGACUGAAGGCUGAGCCAAUACCGCCUGCAAUGUAAGCAAUACAUUAUGUAGUAAAUAUUUAAUUUUAUACUCUAAAAAUGAUUCAUCUUACAAAAGGGUUUUGGACUCUUUCCUUUUUUCACAUUUUGUGUAUGGAAUUUGCAGGUAACCAGAAAUACACACUCCUAAGGUUUCUCCCCCACAACCCCCCUUCCCCGUUCAGAGAUAGGUCUAUAAACUGGGCAAGAUGUGUCAAGUGAACGUCAUUAUAACACCUAACACUAACUGGGUGGGGAGGGGGAUCAACUUGAAUUGCAAUUUCCAGGCAUAAAAGACAAAGUGUCCCAAACAUUUUGACCAGGAUUGUAGUGUAGCUCUGUACAGGACGAUAAUAGCUGUCACAGAUGAGCUCCCCUAGGUUAUUGUUUCAUGCUCCCUUUAAUCAGUUUAUGUUAAACGUGGUUUAAAGUAUAAUAAUAAUUGUUGAUAAUAGUUAAUCAAUUAUUGUUUUCUUGAAUAACUUUGCUACUGAUUUACUUCAAUGCUACUACAUUUCAAAUUUAUGGUAAGUAUUAAGAGUACAAAUUUAGGCUAUUGAUAUAUUGACGUAUGAGCAUCAGGGUUGUUGUGCUCCACAAUUUAGUGCAUGGUUUUAAAUUGCACCCAUUUUUUUUGUGCAGAUUGCUAAAAGUACAUCUAAUUGCAGAAGUCAUGACUGUUUGUCUUUUCCUUUAGGUUCCUGAACUAUUACAUCAGUGUAUUUUAUCAGAGAUUAGAAUAUCUUGCUUUGAAUGCUGUGGACAACCCUCCGUCAGUGCAUUAUGUGAAGUAAGUGAAGAAUAACAAUUUCCUAAAGUUCACAAUAUCAGCUUUAGCUAGGCAUCAAUGGGAGAUGUUUCUGCCUCUCAUUUGUCUAUUUAACUUUGGAGAGCAGUGUUAAUUGCAUGCCAUGCAUGAGAUCUAUGUAUCCUUUGUAUAGUCAAAAUGAAAUGUUACCUAGUCCAACGUUCCUUUGAGCGAGGGGUGUGGGCGGUGCUUUUAUGCAGUCUCUCCACGAUAUUGUCGUGCAGUCAUUUACAAUGCAUGUGAUUUACAAUGAUCACUGAAUUCACGUGUUGAAUAGCAAGAAACAUGGAUGCUCCCCUUUUAACUCCCUCCCUUCUGCUUGCACUCGUUGCGGUUUCUCGCAUUCCUCCUGUGUGAUGUUUAGAGUAGAAACGCUGUGAAUUUUAUUGGGAAGUGUUUCUCUUCUAUGCAGGGCUUUUCCGAAGGAUACAGAAUUAAGUGGGUGGAGUGUAUAUGAUUUUCAUGAAGAGUUUGCAAGACAGCAGGUGCUUACACUGGUUGCCGGUCUUUUCGGUACAAAGUCGUUUCGAUGCAAGUUUAUUCAGUCGAGUUGUAGAUAGUUGCAGGUACUUGACUUAACGAACGAAGAAUAUUCACCCAAAAUGUUUUUCUGGUUCACGCGCAAACUAUAUCUAAAGUGAUCGAAAUUUUUGUGCAAUUUCAUUGCUUGAGUUUGUAUCGAAACGACUUUGUAUCAAAACCACCGGUCACCCUUACGUUUUGUUACUUGUAAGCGUGGACAUAAUGGGAAAAGUCUCUAUCAUAUUGAAAUCCGUCUCAAAAAAUGUUAUCUGCUGUUUUCCGUGUGUGUGUUUUGUUUUUUUCUUUGCUUGUUUAUACUGCAGCCUCUGCGAGGAAAGGUUGUCUUUACUGUCCUUUAGAAAGAUUAUGACGGUCCCUUCUGGCCUUUUCAGUCUUUUCCCUUUCGCGUUUGCCUCGUUCACUCGCACGUAACAUGCUUGCCUGUGCGGAAAAAAUGUUAACACCUCUGAUGUAAUGCGAAACGUUCUGGAUGAAUGGGGGAAUCACCAUUAAGUAGAAUAGCACGUGACAACAUCGUUAAUAAAGACGAUGCAACCAUCUACAACAAUGAUGAAAAUCGUGACAUUUCUUAGCUAUUCUGUAUUUGACGAGCCACAUUAUCUUAAGAAACCAUAAAGAAACCUUAAAGCCUUCGAGUCUUCCCUCUAAACAACGUUUGGUGAGUUGAUAUUCAUAGUACUUUCACAGUUUGUUUAUUUUGCACCAGAUGUGCGUAGGAAAGACAAAGAAAAGUGAAUCUAUAGUAUGAGGAUCGACUCAGCUGUGUGCAGCGUUUCGCGUUUUCAUUAAUGUACAGCAAUACCCAGUUUCACACAAAGAUAGUCUAAAUUUAGGAUUAAAAGAUUCGAUUUCUGGUACGGUUACACUGACGCAUUCAAAAUAGCUCAUGCACGUUAAACGUACCUAUGUUUUUCAAAUGUGGCAUUGAACUGUAAGAAGGACAAUAGAGGUAGCUUUUUACACACUUUAUACAGUUAAUGUGGUCGUGUGCAUGCGUGAAAUUGUGGCCCUCUUAAAGCUUUGGGGUAGGUUUAGGCCUCCUUUUGUAUUUUUAACCCUUUUCAUCAAUUAUCAAUGGGUGUUAAACACUUUUGUAGAGAUCAUUUAUUUAUAUUUGUAUAUUUGUUAGGUAUCUGAUGCCUGGCGUGUGAGCGUUGUCAAUCAGCAGUUCCUGCUUUGUAAUUCGUAUCCUCCCCUGUUUUAUGUGCCUGCAGAAAUACAGGUAAAGUUUAUCUAGUGUUUAUGCUUUAAAAGGUGACUCGUGGAUUGCACCGUCAGUGACAAUUGUAAAAUUAGGGAUUAGGGGGGAGGGGUGGGGGUGUAGGAAGGGGAGGUGCUAUUCCUCGCGCUCGGCUGUUAAAGACCACAAAAGCACCCUUGGAAAGAAUGGAGAUGUGUCCAGUUGAGGUGGCGCGGGAUUUUCCAUCCUGGUCUCGCCUCUUCCAGUAAUCCCUCGCGUCUUCGACUCUCGCUACGAGCGAUGGCUCCACUUCCAAAAAGCACUCACUGAGUUCACCGGCUACGCAGGCUACGAUGUAAUGUUUCUUGCGUUAAAAGUUGAUGAGGGGUGUUGCUUGUUUUUCCAUCCGAGCGAGCAACAUGUCUGUUUCAGGCUGUGCCAACUGGUUGCAAAGCUUCUGCUUUGCGCAACUGUGCUCAAAAGACAUUGCAAAAUGUCACCCGAAAACUAAACCUUGUCGUUCGAUCAGUUUCGAGCUAAAAGUUGCACGAAUUUGUUGCGUUAUCGCUGGUUAAGGGUUUAGUUACAGUAAUACGGGCAACAAACUCGUGCAACGUUUUGCACAACAUUGUUGUUUUACGAGUGGCAUAGUAAUGUUGCUUGUUUUACCAUUCGCGCGCUCAUCUUGUUGCGCAACAGUGUUGUGCCAGCAACUUGUUGCUUAACAAUUUGUGCAACCUAUAACAAAGAAUUAUUCUACGGUCGGGCGACGAAUUGCUCGCGCGACUGUUGAAACGAGCAGUAUUGCAAUGUGGCACAAAAAGCCGUUGCAUGAAUUUGCUGCCCGUGUAAUCCGUUGCGUCCAAACAGCUUACUGUUUAGUUGAUUUUCUUCCGCUCGGAGUGUCAAGAAUUGUCAUAUUUUAGGGCUGCUUGUUAUAUUUUAGUGCUGCCUGUACAUGAAGCCUAUGUGUUAACUUGCACUCUGGUUACGGUAUUUUUAUUGUUGACGAUGAAAGGUAUUUUUGUUGUUAUUAUUUACAGGACUCUACAUUAAGAUGCUGUUCUUCAUUUCGAAGCAAGGUAUUUUCAAUUGUUUGUGUGUGAAUGUUUUUUUUGAAGAAUUUCGAGUUUUGACUUUCUACAGUCGGUAAAUGCGCUUAUUUGCCAGUAAAUCACGAACAUGAUCAUGUUGUUCGUCAGUCCAAUUAUUCUGUUUCUGUUUUAACAGGGCCGUCUUCCUGUCCUUUGCUGGUACAAUGCUAAAAAAGGAAAUUUUAUUAUGAGGUGUGCACAGCCAAAAACUGGUCCUGUGUUUAAGGUAAAUUGGGACGCGAUACAUUUAUUUAAUUUCCCAUAUACACUGUUGGCCUAAUACACUCACUGUCAAAUGUUUAAUUUAAGAGCUAUAGACUCACUCACCACCACAACUCGCGGGAAAUACCUUCAGGCAGCUUUUGAAUAGACCCCAAGGACCCCACCCCCCGGCGUAAUCAAUUAAUGUCGGGACCAGGAAGGGGGAGGACCUGGUGAGGAAUAUCAACAAUUUAGGAUGUGGUACAUUGGAGAACCGGAAAGAACCUUGAAAGGGAGACUUCCUUGUGUCAAAUGAUCCUCAUCUCGCAGAAAUCCUUAUUUGGCGGAACCAGUUUUUUACAUCAAAUGUGAAGGAGAAGGACAUGGUGAGGAAUAUUAAGACUGAGUGGAGUACAGAGUACAUUGGAGAAGCGGAAAAAGCGUUGAUAACGAGAGUCAGCAAACUUCCUCGAUUCAGACGAUCCUUCUCCUCGGUCUCAAAAUAUCUUUUGUGGGACACACCAGGGUCAUACGUUCCUUAUAAAAAAGCGUCAAAAUCCUGGAUAGAGAACAGAACUGGAUCAAAUAUAGUGGGAAAGAAACCGUCCAUAUAUUACAACUACAAUCGUCUCCCAAAAAAUUUUGACAUCUUUUUCAAGACCGGGCCCCCACCUCUUAUCUCAAGGUCUGGAUGACCGCCCCCCCACCCCCCCCUCCCAUCUGAAAGAGAUUAAGAUUCCCGUUUACUGCAAACGGCAAACGUCAGACUCAAGUUGAGAACUUCUCAGAAUAGAAAAUAAGCAGAUAAAAACAGUCCCGAACGAUUCCUAUGGUUAUAACCGGCAUAAAACUACUUAUUUUUGUGUAGAAGCAUUACAAGUAAAGGGAACAUAAGGGAAAAACUUGGUCUCGUGGUACAAAUUCACGUCUGCCGUUUGGCGUAAAAGUGACUCUUAAUCUCUCUAUUUCUUUGGUUUUGAUUAACGGUUUGCUUUGUCAUCUUUUACCCCUGUACCUGUUCAGAAUUCUAUUGACGAUGAGCUUGUCAUAAGUAAGGCAAGAACAUGUAACAAGUACACGGACAAGCUUGUUAUAUUUGAUGCACGGUCGAUGUUCGCUGCCGGCGGAAAUAUGUUAAAGGUUUGUUGCUCACUUAUGCAGUCUCCUCUUUAUUUUGAAACUAAAAAUGACGUUCCUCAAGAGAUAAGGUCUGCAUUCCAUAUCUCAGAAGGCGGUCGGACACCUCGUGAGGUUUAGAUAAAGUAUUUGUUAUCGCUUUUUAAGUAGAAGAAAAGCCUUUUCAGACGUUCUUUUCGCUACUGCAUAAGCUGCGUAUUUAACUGUGAUGGUCUUCUCUGCAUUUAUCUUUAAAGCCUUUUUAGGUGCCGUUUAGAAAUAGGAAAGCCAAUUUAGUUGGAAAGGAAUUUUAAAAACUUAUGAAAAUAGAGCUUCGAUUAUGUUUUUCACCGAUUUCGGCCACGUAUACACGGCAGCGGACGAAUUUUCGACCGGCUGAAAAAUUUGACUAGAAGUGACUUAGUUCACACAAAAUCGUUCAAUAUUCUCGCUCUAUUCACACGCAACUUUGAACGGCUAGACGUCUCUAGGUCUCAACCGGUCGAAAAUUUGUCCGCCCGAUACCGUGUGAUCGUUGUGUUAUAGUGAUUAUGGUAGGCACUGAUAUAGAAUAGCUAGCUUUAAUUUAUUGUUUUUGAAACACCAUGGAAAUGCCAUAAGAUAAAGAAGCAAGGAAGCCAAAAAUUGCAAUUUAGUCAGAAAAGAAGUGAGAAAAAAGAACUGCAAUUAUGUUUUCUAAAACUUUAACUUAAGGUCUCUUCAGUGUGUAGGGUUUAUGAGAUGUCCGACCCCCCACUGAGCUAUAAAAUAUAGACUCUACUAGCAGAGAAAAUGUCAGCGUUAAUACUAAGUGAUAGAAGGUAGAUAGACGUAAGGGCUCAGCCUUGAGUCUGCGCAUUCGAAACGCUUCCAGUCCCCGGGUUUCUCUUACCUUGUGUCCCCAGUUAAUAAGUUGUAUUUUUUUUUGUAUUGCAGGGGAAGGGAACAGAAGACACUAUAAACCGUUAUCAGGGUUGCCAGUUGUUAUUCCUUGAUAUUCCUAAUAUUCAUGCUGUACGCGAUAGUUUGUACAGGCUGCAGGGAGUGUGUGAGUCCUCAGCACAGAAAAAAUGGCUGUCGCACCUGGAGUCCACUCAAUGGCUUGCGUACAUCACUUCUAUACUCAAGGUAAAUUACGGAAUAAAGCAGACGAUCAUUAUCCGAGUACCUGUGUUAGAGACCACUUUUGCAAACAAACCAAAACGUUAUUAUCAGUCAUAUUAAGUGUAUUGAUGACAGUGAUAUCUCUCUUAUAAACGGACACCCUUAAGACAGACACCUCGCUAAAAUGGUCAACUAGAGUAGGUCCCUGCCUUUCUUUACUCCUUUUACUUUGACUCUUUAUAAGACGGACGCCUCUCUAAGACGGACACAAUAACAUAGUGGCGAUCCCAAAGGUGUCCGCCUUUAAAUAGAGAGAGUUGAUUGUAAUCUAUCCACCCCCCCUGCCUGGCUCCCUCCCCCCCCGCCAAAGAAAAAAAAACGCGUCAGUUUCCUAGUCAAUUUUAGACGUUAUUUUACCAACACAGCUUCAUGUAGAUAAAUUCAUUGUGGUUGUUGCAUCUCUUACUUGUGUCUUAGGGGGCUGUAACAAUUGCCAGGUUUGUCGAUAAAGGUGCCGCUGCCCUCGUGCAUUGCAGUGACGGAUGGGAUCGUACGUCACAACUGACGUCACUUGCUGAACUGCUUUUGGACCCGUACUACCGGACAAUUACAGGAUUGCAGGUACAGUGCAGUCAGAAACAUAAGUAUCUAAGGAGAUGUUUAUAUGAUACCGGAAUGACGUUCAUUACGGAAGGAGUUUCGUUCCAGUGUGAAGUUCGCAUUGCAUUCACAUAAUUAAAUUGUCCGGCUCAGCCUAAGGCGUUCUCGCCCGCGUGGUUUUUGCGCCAGACCAGAUACGCAUGCGUCACUUGCCCCAAACUAUACCAAUCUCGACCCCAGAGUUCUUCUGUGCAUGACGGCCAGUGAGAAGCGGAGUCAGAAGCGUAAGCACUAGGGUUGAGAAUGCAGACUACACGAUUUGCCAGAUUCAAUCCGGAACGAAGUUUCCCAGUUUCAGUUUACAUGAUACCAGAAUUAAAUUUCGUACCAGAACGAGAAUUUCAGUCGGAUUGAAAAUCAGAACGAGCUCAAUCCGGAAUGACUUGUUCGGGGACGAAAUUUCGUGUCGGUAAAAUACAGAGGAAUAUAUAGAGAUGGAAUGAACUCGUUCCAGAAUGAAAGUCGUUCCGGUAUCAUUUGAAUAGCCCCUAACCCACAUUGACAAUCUUUAUGCGGGUACUAGGUCGCAUUUAAGCCACGUGAAACCAAACUACUCCGUGGCGUAAAUGACCGGGAGAUUUCAAGGAAAACCUGGGGCGGAGAGAGACUUUGUAGAGCACAGUUUAUUCUCUAAGGGAACAACACGAUAGCGUUUUUCUAGAAUUCGCACAUGCGCGUUUCUUGUUUGAGAAACCGGCUGUGCAAUUUCCAGUCAGAGAGCUCCUAUAGUUCGAGACUUCAGCUGCUCUUCAAGUUCCUCUUCCUUUGAAGCAUUCGAUUAAUUUUGUCGUCGCUGUCAUUAUUGCCGUUGUCAGGUUUUGAUAGAAAAAGAGUGGAUAUCCUUUGGUCACCGAUUCCGGGACAGACUUGGUCAUCUAUCGUGCCCUAGUCAGCGGUCUCCCGUGUUCUUACAGUUCUUGGACUGUGUGUGGCAGGUUAGUUUGUUUGUGUUUGUAAAUCUCUCUUAUCCCUUAUGACUUCUGAAUAACCUUUUUGUUUGUUUUAAUUUGCUUUUGUCGUUGCGUGUCCUCGGCGCUUGUUACCAGCACUGCCAGGGACAUGUUUUCCCGCGGUUUUUAUUCUUUGCCUAUCAUUGAUUUGUUCUUGCUACCAACAUGGAUGACGCAUAGAUCCGCAUGGAUAGUAACCAUGUUACCCGGCAGCUACAUUUUUCCCGCUCUUUCCAUCUGCAACCAGUUGUUGCCAGCGACAUAUUUUCCCGCCCUUUUUAUCCUUUACCAUCAUUGACUUGUUCUUGUUACUAGCGUGGAUGACGGGUGGAUAGUAACCAUGUUACCCGGCAGCUACAUUUUCCCCACUCUUCCCAUCUUUUACUAGCUACAUAUUUUCCUGUGCGUAUCUUUGACUUGUUCUUGUUACCAGCAUGGAUAGUAUCCAUGUUACCAGCUACAUGUCUUCCCGCGUUUUUCUUUUGUUGAGUGUUCUCUGUUUUUUUACUUUUCUCCCUCGAGUUCUGAUUGUUUUAGAGAAUUUUUGAUCGUUUCGUUUGUUUUUGACAGACCAGUUUUUAAUUCAAUUUUUAUCGUCUUACAGAUUUUACAGCAGUUUCCAACCGCCUUUGAAUUUAUUCCAAUGUAUUUAGUUAGGAUAGCAGAGCAUGUUAACUCUCAAUGGUAGGUGAAUGUUUUCUAAGCUUAGUUCACAAUGCCGGUUUUACUGAUGAUUUCGUUUGGUUUUACAAUCCUCGCAUUCUUAUCAAAAUGACACAGUAUUUGCUUGGGCUGUUUUCGAUAUACCGUAGGGAUGGAAAAAUUCCCAAAGCGGAAAAUAUCAUUACAUUCUUUAACUUCCCGUUUGGGUGGUGAUCAUGUAAACCCGACUUUUGCGUUAUCUUUUGUUCUUUACACGAUUUGCACUUGCAAUGCAUUCACCGAGCAAAAAAAAAUAGUUUAAAGAACAUUAUGGUAUUCAGUUUGCCGCUUUGGCCAAUUGACUCGGGGUCGUUUUUUUAAACCGAUGCCCUUAUCAUCGCAGAAAUUUAAGAAAGUGCAUCAACAUAGACUCAUUUCGAGUCUUAGAUUAGACGUUUGGUUUUAAAUAUUGUCAUUUUUUAAAAUUACAUUGGUCUUCAGUUACAUCACAGUGAUGUGUGUGCAGCAAAGUGUCUUUCUUUUACAGGUUUGGGAAUUUCCUGUGUAAUAACAUACAUGAUCGACAGAAGCUUUCAGUUCCCACUGUCACAGUAUCACUUUGGGCUCACUUAAAAGCUGAUGAAGAAAGUUUCCGUAAUCCAACCUACAAAAAAUACACCGAGGUUUGACGGAUUUUAUUGUUAAAUUCGACCAGAAAUACAAAGUAACCCUAGCUUUUGUAUAGUCGGCUGGUUCCUUUUCAAAGAGCAUAUAUGAGACCCGUGAGGCAGAGCAAAAGUUACAAAAAUAAAUGUCAAACGUAACAGGGGAUCUUGGCGGGUAGAGAAGGGGGAAGGUAAGGGCUGGUUCACACGAGCGACACGAGCGCCGAUGCAAACGCAACCACACGCACGCAGCUUUUAUAGUUAGCAUCGCUUUUUCCAGGCGUUCACAUAUUGGAGCGUGGCGCGAAGUCAGAGUGUGGGAAAAAACGGGGGAGGUAGAUAGGGAGAGGGACAGAGGGGGGAACCUUCGCUCUCUCUCCCUACCCCUCCCCCUCGCUGUUUUUCUGCUUACAUCUAUUUGCACCGUCCCCACAAUCUGAGCGCCUGGAGCAGGCUACAAUUAGCAACGCUAAUAGCGACCCCAUCACAGUUAGGUAUCCACGCGCAGUGGAACGUCCUUUAUCCCAACAUGGCGGUCGAACAUUUGUGUUUUAGUUUGCGUUGUUCUAGUUCAUGAGAAAUGCACAUGCAAGCGUUAACGCCAUCUUAAUAAAAGGAAAAGUUUCCAUUUGUUGCGUUGGCGCUCGCAGUAAAUCAGUUCACACGCGUUUUCUUGUUCUUUUGCAUUCGCUUGCCUUUGCGUCGCUCUUGUGAACUAUCCCUAAACGCCUGCCGACAAGUCCAGGCAUUUUUCAGACCGCCCGCGAAAUUGUCGCACCAGGAACUUUUGGAAAAUAUGUUUGGCAGACCGAUUCAGACAUUUACGUCAUCUUGUGCAUUGCUGUUUGUAUUUCCCGCUUCUCUUUUCGCUCCUUCUCGCUCCCCAUGCUCGCUCUCCCCGGGGAAAGACUGCUCCGCUGGGUACAGUAACCACCACUUGGGGCUCGUCCCGAUAAUAAACGGUCCCGGAGAGCUGUUGUUGUUUACAUUAAAGAUCGAGGUAUCAAUAGUUUUGCAAAUAAUAUGAUAAAACUAUCAGCCAGGACCCUCGCUUUUGAUUUGAAUAUUUGAUUUCAGGCCCGAAACGUUAGCGGGACUUUCGAGAAACGGUUCCCAUAUCUUUUUCUUGCAUUACUUGUGUUUUCAGACAUUAUUUCCUGUUUCAAAUCCAAGAAGACUUCAAUUGUGGGUUGAUUACUUCUUACGUUACGACGAGACCGCUUGGUCAACACAAGAUCCCGCUAUUCAGGAUGAAGAUGGCGACAAUGAAGUAAGACAAGUCACAAUCUUUUCCUACAACUUGUUCAUGGUGGAAAAAACGACGUUUAACAUACUUGUUGAAAAAAACUCAGUGAAAUAAUCUGUUGACCAAGUUAUUUUGAUAUACGAUAUACGGUAUUGUAGACGUACUGUACCAUACCACGGUAUGUCAAGCCAAGGUAAAUCGGGCAACAAAACCGUGCAACUUCUUUUGCAACAUUGCUGCAAAACGAGUCGAAAAGCAAUGUUGCUCGUUUUACUUGCCUCCUUCAAACCUGUCUUUCAACAAAUCAGGUUGUUACAGGUUGCGAAAAUUUGUUGAUCAAAGUAGAGAGUAGUUCUACUUUUUUGCAACAAAAUCUGUUCAUGUUGCGCGUUUUACCGGCUCAAGGCAAACCUGUUUUGCAGGAAGUGACGUAACUCCCGAGUAUGGCAUAACUCCCGCGUAAUUUUAUCCAAUCAAAAGUCAGUAUUCACGCAACUUGCAACAACCUGAUUUGCUGCAAGACAGGUUUGAUUCCUAAGUGUUAAAAUGGGCAACAUCGCUAUUCAACUCGUUUUGCAGAUAUGUUGGAGAAUAACUUCCACGUUAUUGUCGCCCGUUUUACCGUAGCUUUAGACAUGCCAUACCGCGGCACAUAGAGUCUUUUCAUUGUGGUGUUACAAUGGCUUAGCUCAGUCACAAAGGCCGCAUUAGGAUGACAACAUUGCCGGUUUUUUUACAGAACAACGGCCGAGUGACCCACAUUGCGCCAUUUACCAAUCGAGCGCCGCGUGACUGGUAAAUGGCCUUAGCCUUACCCCUUGAAGAAAGCAGUUGUGAGGAUAAGGGAGCAAGGUUGGGGCAGUGGUGAGAGCACUCGCCUCCCACCAGUGAGGUUUUUACUCCUGGUACUCCGUUUUUCCUCUCUCCUCAAAAAUCAACACUUCCAAAUUCCAAUUCGAUCUGGAACGCACUAGCCUUCCACGCAGACCUUCUUUUGGCUCGUCACGCAAUCCUCCCCCAACGAACGUGGGGCAGGAACGCGUGACGAAACCCCAAGAACGUCUGCCAGGGAGACUAGGAGCGCACGGACACACGUUUCUAAGAACUCUUAAGUGCUUCUUGGGCAAACAAAUAGCAAAAAACAAUAACAACAACAACAACAAAAUUUUAUGAUAAAAUAAUUCCUUUUUUGUUAGCCAAUAAAGACAUGUACUGUUGCUGCUUGUUAAUUUCAGCCGGUUGUCAGUAAGCCACUGGAUUCGGUUAUUUGGGUCCCGGAUGAUCGAGCCCGAGAAUGUGCCGACUGCAAGCAACGAUUCACUCAGUUUAGGAGAAAGGUAUUAUUUCAAGCAUUUUUUUUCUGUGAAUGGUUUGAUUCUUUACGCCACAUAAGUAUUUGGUUGUGACUUGUUAACACCUCCCACUAACUGGUUUUCUUUUUUCUGUUUUCACUAUGAAUUGCCUCUGAUCAGCACCACUGCAGGUUAGUCAUCGUUCCUACACAUGAAGAUAUGUACCAUGCAUCUAGAAUUAGCCCAAAGUUACCCUUUAGUUACCACAAUCCUGUCAGUGCGUAUCCGUACCGUUACACUUGUUUACAAACUCAUUCAGACCCAGGGCCCGGUUGCAUAAAGCAUAAAGAUUAAGGGCCUGUUUACCUGAAGGUGGGGGACCCCAGAUAGGUGAAGUAACCCGCUUAGGUGAGGUAACCCGCCUGUCCAUAUAAUCUCCCAUUUUAAUAUGAUCACCUUUACAUGUUAGGUGAUGUGACCUGCCACAUGUAAACAGGCCCUUAGUGUGACUAUUCUGCACCCGUCCCCCGAGGACCGAAAGAUUUUCUCGUGUUUUCAUUGUGUUUCCUAUACUCGUUAAUCGGCCGGGUCAAAAUUCUUCGAAAUAACGGGUAUUCCCCAGAAAAUUCGUACUCAAUCUUAAGUUGCUUUAUAAGCAGCUGGGCCGAGAGGGUCGCUCGCCCGCUGCAAAGUUGCUCUCGCCAGUGAUCACGACGUCCAGUGACGACGUAGGUCUCUUGUGAAAGGGGUGUUUGAAAUAGGCUUGUAUGUUUUGUUUUUCCAAUUCAGACCCCCUUGAUGUUCUCCAGGGAAUUAGCCUUUUGUCUUUUCAUAAACCAUGCAUACAUAUGCUCUUGGAUGCGCCUGCAUAGGACAAAAUUUGAAAGAAACAGUUCUCUGGGGUAACAUCACGUGGUCUCAAAUGGGAAAACAAAGUGGCAUAUAAGCUAAAAAGGUCUAUUAUCUUACGCCUUAAGUAGCUGCUCCCAUGCGGAGUUCCGUCCAGUCUAUCCUGCGUAGCUGACGGGAUUGCUUGACGGCUGCGGGGUCUUGACUCAUCCCGCAGCUCCACCCCGAAGACAAAUGUUCGCAGCGCCUGUAAAUCCCUAGCCCGCGAAUACUGCCGUCUAUCCUCGCUCCUAUUUGCUAGAGCUCUAGCGGCGAGGAGCGUGGAGAAACGGCUGUAUUCUCAAGCUAGGAAAUCAAAUUCCCUCUCCUAACGUCUCCCGUUAGUACCUAUAACUCCUAACGUAACGCAAGUACAACUAGGUUUCUUGACAUCAGACACAUGGUGUGAAAGAGAACUGUGUUGGCCGUCAUUGUUAAAGGGACCUUAAGCAACGAGAACGUUGACGUCGCAGACGUAAAAAAUGGCAACCGGAAGUUGGUAUUUCCUCUCUUUCAGUGCCCUGACUUGACAAACUCGUGCAGUGGGACGUAAAACAAAGGAAUCCAGAUUCAUUGUGUGAGAAAGAAUCGUUCCACCAAACGAGACAUCUAACUUCCCGUUGCUAUUCAUGACAUCCGGGACGUCAGCAUUGUGCCGGGCGGUAUAAGGUGUUGCGAGUAGGGGUCGAACCAGCGACCCUCGUUAACUCUGCUACACCGCCCCGCUAUCAGCUGUAUGGGCUAAUACGAGAUAUGUUUUGUAUUUGCAGAGCGUGUGGACAAGUAUUCUGUAGAGACUGUACAAAGCAGAAGAUUCCUCUGCCCCAGUUUGGUUACAUGAACCCUGAAAGAGUUUGCGAAAACUGUUAUCAACGAAACACUAUCAGACAAGCCGAUGAAGAGGUUGGUUAUGUCUGCCUUUCUCAGUAAGACCCGAAACUGAUUUGUUUAAUUUCUGGUCUCUAUGUCAUUUCAUUGUGGUUUUGCGCUGCCAAGUAGCUAAACUACCUCUACCACGAACUCCGAAUAACCAGCUAAGCUUUCAAUACCCGCGUCCUCUGCAUUCCGCGUGACUGUUUAAUCUCCCUUGCUUGUUUUCUUGCGUUUGCAAACACGUUUACUUGUGCUUACAACAGGCCAUUUCCGAGUAGCCCCUAGCCUCUGUUUCAGAGCGAGGCUAAGUACCAAACGAUUGAUUUGAAAAUGACUUUGUAAUCUCAUGCAAAUGAAACUCAUUUUCGCAAGAAAGAUUUUGCACUUAGCCUCGUUUCGGAAGUGAAGGUUUUUUUCGGCUUAAAAGGUUUCGUUCUUGUUAUUUGUCGCAGGAUGAAGACGAAUUUGAAGUUAUAACCCUUCCAAAUUUACCGGGUUGAUGUUGAAACAGGACUAGAAGGCGGUUUAGUGACAGCUCUUGGAAAAAGAAGUCAAGUGUAUAUGUCCUCCGGGCGAAACUGAUAGCUACUGCGUGGAUAAGCUAUCGCGAAGUUCAAGCACUUGUUGCAUCCUUCUCUGAAAAAAUCAGUCUUCCAGACUGAACAAAGGUUGAUCACAUUCUAGGACUUUUGCAAUGCGUAAAGGACGCGAAAGUGAGACUUAAAAAUGCUGAAAUGUUUUAAAUUAUCUUGGAAGAGAAAUCUCCUUGACGUUGGUGCAAAUAGCUACAUGUAAAUUACUAAACUAUAUAAAAUAUCUACAUAUUUUUAAUAGUGGUAUCUGGAUAGAGUAUAUAUGACCAUAUAUAGUUGUUAAUAUUCGCAUUGGUAACUGUUUAAGAAAUCAAUUGUAAAAAUAUUUCUCAUAUAAUUGAUUGUUAGGGUAAUAUUGCAAUUAAGAUUUUAUUUGAGAUUGAAAUUUGUUAAACUAUUAUAAAGUUGUAAAAAUUUCUAUACGUUUUCUGUUGAUGUAUAUUGCGUUUACAUGUUGCAAUAUCUUUAUACUACAUUUACACCCUUUUACAUUAUUUUUAGUAUCACGUGCUAAUGUUCCAAUCCUAAAGGUGUUUAAAUCACCUAAUGAAAUGUUUUUAAUUUAGGCAAUCUUGAGGAACUGAAAUGGAGGCUUGUUGUAAAUCAAAUUUUUUGGGUUUUGGUUUUGUUUUUGUUUUUGUUUUUUUUUAUUGCGUGGCCUCUCCUUUACUGAAUGCCUCGCAGCUAUUCAGCCCGCCACUCAGAGCGCACAUUCUCUAAUCUAAUGUGGCUGACCCUUAGAGUGCAUGUUGAUGACGUUGUGCCAACUUCAUCAAUUGCAGCCUUAAAGGCAGACCCCUAAACUGUGCGUCGCGCAAAUUUCACCAAACGCAUUGCUAAAAAGCGCUUUAUCAUUCCAAAACUAUGCGGUUUAUUGGCUAGAAUAUCUUGCAAACGAAGGAAAGACGAACAAGUAGUUAGUGGUUCUCGAAAUAACAUGAAAGAUGACUCUUUUUUAGAAACUCACUUUUCUUGACUCUCUUAUCGACGAAGCAUCGAUUUAUGGGAAAUUUUCCUUUAGUUGUAGUGUUGCGGGAUAGACUAUUGUACAACAUUUUCGGACGUUUCAGACGGUGAGCUAAAGCUGGUAACCAUGUGGACGCGUAAACCAUCCAAGCCCCGAUAUCCGCAUACAGAUUCUCCAGACUGAUCUUCAUAUAUUUCCUUAAGAAUUAGUUAAGAGAAUUUGUUUAAAGAUCAAAGUAUUUUCCUGAAGGUGAUCAUUUUAUUAAUUCUUAUAAGCUUUUGUCUUAAUGAUGUACUGAUAUUGUUGGGUGAAAAUUGAUGUUGGUGACUGUGGGGACUUGAAGAGAACUACAAUUUCAUUUUGUGGACUCUGGAGAAAAUUCUGUGGUGUGACCACUCUGCUAAAGUUACUUUUGACAUCUCUUGCUUGGGACUAUGUGUUUUUGCAGUAUUUUAUGAAACGAAAUCUUUUUCUCUCUUUAAUUCUGAUUUUUGAAGUGACUCUUGUGAUUAUAUCUGAAGACGGUUGCCGUAUAUAGUUUUUUAAAAUAAAGACUUUCAAUACCACAUUAAGUCAGAUGUUCUUAUUUCGGAGUAAAACCUCGGAACAUUAAUCAACCUUUAUUAUUAAGAAAAAUAAUACAAAGUUCUAGUUUUUUUUUUGUAAAUGUCGAUGUACUAUCUAUAUUGUUAUAUGAAGUUCAUUGCAUCUGAA
Molecule: messenger RNA, 24442 nt
Organism: Porites evermanni
Lineage: Eukaryota; Metazoa; Cnidaria; Anthozoa; Scleractinia; Poritidae
Source: the annotation of a GenBank genome assembly